AUGACUACAACCGCGCCUCCUGACGCGACAGCCCCGUCCACAUCAUCGGAACAGGACGAACCAGCUCCAUCCGAAACUGCAUCUGUGUCAGCCACCGCGACUGCACUCCCAUACUCUCCGGUUCACGCCACUGCCCAAGCUCAACCAGGAGGCACCACGGUCAUGCCUGCGCGGUCUGGCAGUGACGGACCUCCUCUACCCACACCGACCAAAACGAUAGCCACCCCUGCUACGAAAACGAGCACCUCGCCUCCUCCCCCUCAGCCUGGAGCUCGUCCUGAUCCUGGAAUUCCUGCACCGACGACUCUUCCAGUUUUGGCUGCAUCUUCAGCUCCAGCUCCAGUCCCUAGUCCUGGUCCCGCUCCCCAGGCUCAACCUGAACCUCCACCAACACCUUCCGCUACAGCCACAGGCGCAACUACAACUACAACGCCAGCGAACCCUAUGCCUGGCUACGGCUACGGCUACAGCCCCGCAGCCGGCAGGUAUAGCUCCGAAUUCACACACCCAGCCCAGGGCCAACAAUUCCAUCCACGAGCACACCCUCACGCACAACCACACCCAAACUCAACGUCCACACCCUACGCCUCGCUCUACCAGCCACCCGACACCUCGUCACAGCUACCCCUCUACCAGACCCAGGGCCCUGGCGCCGACGAGUUUGAUUCCGCCCACGGAGACGGUGGGUUCCUGGCGAGCGCCAAGUCGUGGAUGGCGAGUGCGGGGACGAAGUUGGCAGAGGUGGAGGCUGAGGUGUGGAAGAGGAUCAAUGAGGCUCAUGAUAAGUAG
Molecule: messenger RNA, 789 nt
Organism: Aspergillus fumigatus Af293
Lineage: Eukaryota; Fungi; Ascomycota; Eurotiomycetes; Eurotiales; Aspergillaceae
Source: RefSeq, a predicted model, not a curated record